AUGAUCUCCUCAACUGUCUCUCGAAGUUCGAUGCGGAUUGUUGCUCUCCCUCUAACGCGAAUCAACACGUCGGCGACGAUAAAACUGCCCCGUCCAACCUUCUAUCGAUUCAAUAUAACGCCCCCACCGCCUAAGCCUUUGCUGCCGCGAACAGGGUGGUUGGCGGACUAUCUACCGCAAGAGGGAAUUGGUAAAUGGGUGUCGAACAAAGCCAACCAGACGUGGAUUAGCUGGGGCGCAGCGCCAGAAGGGAGCAUUAAGCAACGUGCAUUCCAAAUUGGCGAACGACUUAUGAGCCAGCUUGAUUUCGAGGAGACAAAUUUGAAGAGCCUCGAUCUUUCCAUCGCCCCGCCACUCCAUGCUCAAGAGAAAGCCCAUGAUAUUCCGCUUUUCUAUCCACCAACUAUGCUAUCCGGUCCACAAUCACUAGAAAAUCUGAAGACACUGGUGGAGCAACGAAUACCGAUACAUAGUCGCGGCAUAUACCUGUGGAUCUUUUUUGGUGUCCUCUCCGCCCCGCUGAAGCUUAUUCCUAUAAUACCUAAUUUUCCGUUUUACUUCUGCGCCUGGCGAACAUGGUCUCAUGUCAAAGCCCGUCGUGCUGCCCGAUAUAUCAAGUCUCUCAUAGACAGCAAACGUGUCGUUCGGAGGCACUGCAUGAUCUGA
This is a messenger RNA of Mycena indigotica, 666 nucleotides long. RefSeq lists its product as uncharacterized. Gene Ontology annotation, cellular component: mitochondrial inner membrane. Gene Ontology annotation, biological process: potassium ion transport; proton transmembrane transport. The transcript is spliced from 6 exons. NCBI's taxonomy places the organism in Eukaryota, Fungi, Basidiomycota, Agaricomycetes, Agaricales, Mycenaceae. Bases 1 to 666 code for a protein of 221 amino acids. The record is from RefSeq and is a predicted model, not a curated record.